Colletotrichum acutatum is the source of this 1251-nucleotide messenger RNA. RefSeq lists its product as uncharacterized. The coding region runs from base 1 to 1251 and encodes 416 amino acids. The transcript is spliced from 2 exons. Lineage: Eukaryota; Fungi; Ascomycota; Sordariomycetes; Glomerellales; Glomerellaceae. The record is from RefSeq and is a predicted model, not a curated record.
AUGGCUACCCCAAUCGAGAGCCACCCUCGGGCAAGCCUUCACCCGUUAUGGGCACCUUCAUAUAACCAAGGCGGAUUCCCUCGUUCCUCGACUUCAAGCAGACCUACCGCCCCUAGCUCGUAUUACAGCCCAUCCGAUCGUUCACCCAAAAGUCUGCCUACUCCGGUAUUUCCUUCCAACGAUGGCUCAAUGAGACAGCAUGAGCGCGCCAUGGUCGACCGCCUCGGCUCCAGACUCCGACAAGCUCCAGGUUCCGGCGACCUUAGCCCGCCCAAGUCAACAAACCGGCCGAGCCCGCUUUCUCCUCUCGCAAAGCACUCAGCAAGCGACGGUAGACGUUAUUCGGCUGCGCCUAUUAGCCCUCGCCGGCCGGGUCCGCCGCCAUCAGCAUCUCCGGUCUCACCACCUAUGGCCAGCAGUGUACGGAGGCAGACUCUCGCAGCGGAAACUCGAUCGAUGCUUCUCGCCGGUUUGGGCGAAGAGGCACAACGACGACAGUCUGUGGCAGGGCCUGGAUAUGUCGCCAGAUCCAGGGAGGCCGAGAAGCGCGUCCAACUCGAGCAGCUGCGCGCAUGGGGUCAUGUGUAUCUUGGUGAUGCCAAAACCUCCGACGUCUUUGUUCAAGCUGUUUCUCUUAAUCGUCGAAGCUCUAAUGCGAGCACCAACUCGGAUCAAUCUGCUGGAGGUUCUUCGUCCCCACGAAUGCCGUCCACGCCGACUCUCCCACCCCACCAGCGUCAAAUGAAGUUUGGAGUUCGUCCUCGGGCCCUCGAACGCAAACCAAUGCUCAUCACUCACACUUUCGAUAUUGAGCAGUUGCGCUCCACCAUCGCGGACCCAUUGCCAAGCCCUGUUCCCGCGGAUCAAAGAAGGCGGCCAUCUCUGCAUACUCAGGCCACUUCACCGCUGCCAAAGGUCUCAUCUCCUCGACCGAGCGCGGCACGAAGGCGGUCGAGCAGUGCAAUUCACAGCACGCUCCCUUACAGCCGCGGGCUAAAAUCUGGAGAUCAUCGCGCGGCUUCAUCGCGUGGCGCCGACACUAUACCAAUCCAUCUCCAAUACGCCCGGUCCUCACUCCCGGUGUUGGCCGCUAUCAUCGUCUCCGGUACUGUGCAGGCUGGCGACGUUGUCGAAUUGCCACUACCGUAUCCCGAAGUGUGGUCCCAAACAGUCACCUAUGUCUACACGGGACAAGGGGACUUGACGGAUGCAGUCAAAGAAAACAUCCUCUACCUCGCAGGAAAGGUUUAA